CGCUGUCGGCGGCCGCUUCCGGGCCCCCGUUCCUUGGUAACAAUGGAGCAGAAAAUGGCCGCCUGAGAGGGGAGGCAGGGCGACGCUGCGGCUUCUUGGGGACGGACGGAGCGCGGCGAGCCGGCACCGAGCCCGCUGAGGACCGGAGAGAGCAGCGGAGCGAGAGCUGAGGAGACGGCGGCGGGCGACAUUAUUCCAUUUGUCAAGAUGGAAAGCUCAGAUUCUAGUGAUAAAGGAAAUAUUGAUCAAUCAGAAGCACAACGGCAGAGUCAGCUGGAUCGCUUAGAUCGAGAAGAGGCUUUCUAUCAGUUUGUAAACAACCUGAGUGAAGAGGACUACAGGCUUAUGAGAGACAACAAUUUGCUAGGAACACCAGGUGAAAUUACUGAAGAAGAGUUGCUGAGAAGGCUGCACCAAGUUAAAGAAGGUCCGCCACAGCAAAACAGUGAUGAGAAUAGAGGUGCAGAGUCCACAGAAGAUGUUUCAAAUGGAGAUUCUAUAAUAGACUGGCUUAAUUCAGUCCGACAGACUGGAAAUACAACACGAAGUGGGCAGCGAGGAAACCAAUCCUGGAGAGCCGUGAGCCGGACUAACCCAAAUAGUGGUGACUUCAGAUUCAGUUUGGAAAUAAAUGUCAACCGUAAUAAUGGGAACACAAAUCCUGAAACUGAGAAUGAGCCAUCUGUAGAGCCUUCCAGUGGGGAGGAUUUGGAAAACAGCCAAAGUGACUCUGAAAUUCCAAGGUCUGAAUCACCAUCUGCAAGGCAGCCUGGAUCAGAAAGGAGCACUUCAGAAGAGUUAACUGAAGAAGCUUCUCCUAGAGGGCAGAGGAGAGCGAGAAGUAGGAGCCCAGAACAGCGGAGAACACGGGCUAGGACUGAUAGAAGUAGGUCACCUAUUAAUCCAGUGAGUGAGGCUCCUCGCAGGUCUCAUCACAAUACAUCAUCUCAAACGUUUGACCAUUCAGCAGUGAAUGAAGCUGAGGGAAGCUCUAGAACUAGGCAGCAUGUGACACUAAGGCAGCAUGCAGUGGGGACUGAGAUUCCUAGUGAAAAUGCAGUUCUGUUUUCAGCCCCUGAAACAAGACCUGUUCCUCAAGCAGCAGGUUCUUCAGAAACUAAUGGUGCCAGUGAGUCUGCAGCUCCUGGACAGAGGCCUCCUACCAUAGUGCUCGACCUCCAGGUGAGAAGAGUUCGUCCAGGAGAGUAUCGGCAAAGGGACAGCAUAGCCAACAGAACUCGGUCCCGCUCCCAGACUCCUAACAACACAGUCACUUACGAAAGUGAACGGGGAGGGUUUAGGCGUACGUUUUCACGUUCAGAACGGGCUGGAGUGAGAACUUAUGUCAGCACCAUUAGGAUUCCUAUUCGUAGAAUCUUAAAUACAGGCUUAAGUGAGACUACGUCAGUUGCAAUUCAGACUAUGCUAAGGCAGAUCAUGACAGGCUUUGGAGAGCUGAGUUACUUUAUGUAUAGUGAUAGCGAUGCAGAUCCUAGUGGCCCAACUCCAAAUCAGAAUGUGGAUGCUUCUGAGCCACAGAACGGAGGGGGUGGUAGUUCAAGCAAUGAAAGUACAGAUGUUAGCUCAGGGGAGGUGUUUGAAGGUAGUAAUGAAGGUGGUUCAACAUCUGGUGCCAGACGGGAAGGUCGGAAUACGAGAGGAUCGGUGACGUUUGAAGAAAGCGGUUCUUUACCAUUCCUUAGCCUAGCACAAUUUUUCCUACUAAAUGAAGAUGAUGAUGACCAACCAAGAGGACUCACCAAAGAGCAAAUUGACAACCUAGCUAUGAGGAAUUUUGGUGAGAGUGAUGCUCUGAAAACAUGUAGUGUGUGUAUUACAGAGUACACGGAAGGAAACAAGCUUCGUAAAUUGCCUUGUUCUCACGAGUAUCACGUCCACUGCAUCGACCGCUGGUUAUCAGAAAAUUCCACUUGUCCCAUUUGUCGCAGAGCAGUCUUAGCUUCUGGUAACAGAGAGAGUGUUGUCUAAAUGAGAUCUGAACUUAUGGCUAAGCAGCUAGUGUAAUAGUGAUGGGCAAAGAAGUCACUUCCUUUAUGGCCACUUUUUGAGUGGUAACUCAAUGUAUAGUAAUUACUUGGAGUGAAUCUUCCCUCAUGAAAGAAUUUUCUCUGAAUUCAAGCAUUUAAAAUUGGAAAAAUUGAUUAAGGUUUUCAAGAUCUAGUCGGUUUGUGUGAUGAAUUUCAUUUGUCCAAAGACAUCUACUCACUUAAAAAUACUUCUUUAUGAAGAGUGCUAAGUUCUAUCCCCUUACUCCUCCAGUCCAAUAAAAAGUUUUUCCUCAACAUUGUGCUUGUGAGUAGUCUUUCUGGGAAGUCAUCCCAGCUAAAUGCGCAAGAGUCAUAGAGGAAUUUUUGCAAGAAAUCCAACUGACUGAAAAAAAAAAAAAAACCCUGAAUUUAAUUGCAUACUUGAAAAUACUUUUGAUUUUCAUACUGGGUUAAUAUUGGACAUGUCUGUGUAAAUAACACUAAUGUUAGCCCUUUCCCCAUCACUAUGGCACGCUGUAGGAUGAGCUGUUAGCUUAAUUGGGAUAUUUAUCUUGUUGUGGAAAUAUAAGAAUUGCCUAUGCUUGUUUAAAUAAAAAAAAAAAAAUCUGUUUUAAAAUUGUAAAGCUUUUUUGUAGAAGCUCAGUACUUUUCCAAUGCACUGUUGUAUUAAUGCAUUAAGAAUUAAAAUUGUACCACGCUUAGAAACUGAGAAUGCUUUUCAUACAAAACCCACCACAGAGAGAGCAAACUAAAUACAAGAGAGCUGCUUUUGUGACUGUGUACCUGUCAGGAGCAGUGCAUAUCUGUGCUAUUGAUGUGAACAACUACUGUGACGUACAAGUGAAUUGGACACUUAAUUGCCUUUAAAAAAUUGAAGCAGAAUGUUUAUAGCUGCAGUGUGUUGGCUCAGUAAUGCCACCCAAAAAGAUGAUAAUAAUUAGUAACUGUCCUAACAGUUCCUUUGUGUGGUUACUAAUAUGUAAUAACACAAACCAAUGUGCACCAGUUCAUUUGGUGACAUGUAUGCCCUAUUUUUGUAUUUUUACUUGAAAUUUGGAGGUAACCCUAUGUAAUUCUUCAGCAGACAUAUACUGGCAGUUUGGGAUUUUUUUUCCCCGCUCCAGCUUCAACAAUAUUAGUAAUUGCUGGAUCUGUUUAGUGAACAUGCUGAUGGGUAUCCACUGUUCAUAGCCUGUGACUCAGUGCUGCAAAGAAAUAAGUAUUAACUGGAAAAGAGAUUCAUUAGUAGAGUGCUAGAUUAAAUAUGAAAACUAUAACUGAUUGCAGGAGUAUAUUUAAUGUUAAUCUUAACAUUGGCUACGUUUUGAGAAAACAUCUUUAUACUCCUAUUGAAAAGACUGAAAUCUUGAAUUCAAAAAUAUGUAUGUGGCAUAUAGAAAUAGGGAAUUGGAAAAUGUAUUGCUACCUGGAUGUGGUGGCCCUGCAAGAGCAGGAAUCAGACCAGCUGGACUCAAAGGUCCUACCCAGUCUGGGAUUCUGUACCUCAGCUAGCAUUGUGUCAGGGGGAAGUAUCUCUCCUCUUCAAUGAGCCAUCUUUGUUUUAUUCUCUAGUGACUUUUUUUUUCUAGCCUGUAUCUGCAACAAAGAAAACAGUGUAUUUUUAAUCUUCAGAGUAGUAGUUCAAAAGGGAUAUGAACUGCUCUUGGUGGCUAUAUGGGAAAUACUGCUUGCUCCUCAGAUGACGAAACCAAAGCUGGCCUACCUUUUUUCCCUGAUUAAAACACAUUUUUGGUGUGUUAUAGUGGUGGUUGCAUAAAAUAUAGUCUCUGCUCUAAGCCAUUUUAAUGUCUCAUCAGCUAGUUAAGGAUUUCACAGCAUCCCAGGAUUCCAAAUUUUUUUUGUAUGUGCAUUUUGUGGUGUUUGGCUUAGUGGGAAACCCUGACAGGCUAUUGAGCUUGCUUUCCUCCUGUUGGGACAUCAUCUUGGCAGAGGGAAUACACAUGUGGUGUCUUUUUUUUCUUUUUUUUUUUUAACAGAAUAAAUAAGCUCAUUCUCUUACUGUUUUUCCCUCUGAUAUGCAUCUCUGUAAAAUUGGAAGUUAAAUAUUAAUUUCAGGUGCUGACUCUUAAUGAAUGUGGGUAAUACAUUUGAUGCCAAAUCUUCCUCAACAAAAUAACACUUCUGAUUUUCUUCCGGUAGCAUUCACAUAGCAAAAAUGUGCUAUCAGUUGUGGUUGCCAGUAGCUUUAUUGUCUUACUGGAGUCUGGAAUUAGAUGGGGAAAAAAUGCUUCUACGCACGAAUGCCAUUUUGAUUUUUCCAAAUCUGGCAUUUAUUUCUGAGGUUAAGGAUGGUGACCAGAAAGAAAGGAGCCCACUAGAGCUAAUUAAGGCGAAGCACAGCUGUGAUGCGUGUCAUUCAACGUAGCUUUCUUUUUAGUGUUCUGAGUUUCCAGUAACUGUAUACUUUGGAAGACUCAACUCUACAGUUUUGUUAUAGCUUAAUAGUGGCAUGCCUUAACAUUUUAUCUUUCUGUAACAAUAGCAACUAAUAAAAUGUUGGAGGUUUCCCAAAUGGUACCACGAACAAAUAAUUUAUCGUAGGAUGGCUUGGAUUGGAAGAGACCGUAGAGAUCAUCCAGUCCCAACUCCCCUGCCGUGGGCUGGUUGCCCCUCACCAGCUCAGGCUGCUGGGGCUCCAUCCAGCCUUGCCAGGCAUGGUGCACCUGUAGCUCUGGGCAGUUUGUGCCAGCAUCUCGCCGUUUUCUUAGUAAAGAAUUUCCUCCAACAUCUGAUUUAAAUCAUCCCCUCUGGUCCUGAGAAUUUAACCUCAAUUAAGAAGCCCUUGAACUGUAAUGUUUUAUUUGCCUUUUCUGAUCCCGAGCGCACUAGCAGUGCUGGGGACAUGUUGCCCAACACCUGGAAGAGUCGGCAAGAGGGCAAUUGCUGAUACAGCAAAUAGCUCCAUGUUACUGACUUAUCUGUCAGAGUCUGCAGCAGUUCUGGGGAAGAGUAGCAUCCCCACUACUCAGAGCUGUAUCUGGAAGCUCGGUGUUCACAAAUGCCUUUAUGCUGUACUGGAAACACCGUGUGUUCUGCAUCACAGUCGUAGAGCUGAGGUCUGGCAAGAGAAGUUCCAGAGUGCUGCUUUUUACCCUAAUGCCCUGAGGUAAUUUAAUUUCUCUACUUCUAAAGUUGUAUUGCAGAUAGGAAAAGUCAAUAUUUACAUUUCAGUCGCUAAUAAAGCAUCAAUUGCUAUAAUUUAAAAGGUUCAUAAUUAGCCUAUUUUACAGCUUCAAAGUUAUUUUAGCAUUGGGCGUUUGUACCCAUUGCUUCCCUCUUUCUUGGCUUUGCAGAUGGAAUGCAGCAACUUGCCUCAUAGUUACAGCCAUAUGAAGGGCUGAAAUGGCCAAUUUGAUGACUUUCAGAUGUCUGAAAGAAACAGGAGCAGAGGCAGCCCCGCUGCAUCAGCUGCCUGCUUCCUAGUGCCACCUUGUGGGAGCCUCUCAGCCUUCUGCGGGGCCGUGAUAAAGCCAGCUCGUCGCUUGCAGCAGCAUGGUUGCUUUUGUGUUGAAGGCUUUUGCUUAAUUUUGGAAGGGGAUUCGCUUUUGUCGCCUGCCUCGGUAGUUACGGUGGUGUUUCCAAGCAGUGAACCGCCCGUGCUGCAGUUGUGAGUACCUGGCUGGCUGGUGGGUGAGCUAAGUUCCUUUCUUCGGAGACAGCUCUGUGUCUGUAGGACCUCCACACGCAGCUGUGAAAGCAGUCACAAAGCCAAAGCCUACAAGAACGCAUGGCACUGUUCAAUUUCAGGGUGAUUCGAUAGAUUAGCUUAAAUUGCAAACCGAUAAGGAGUUGUGGGUGCUUUCCUUUUCCCUUUAAAUCAGGUCGUUAUCCAUUCAAAAACUAAGGACUCGUUCCUGGUGUUUGUUAGAUUUCCCUUUUACGUGUCUGCUUUUUUAUUACCUACAAGAGGUUCGGAUUUUUUUUGUUGCAAAGAACUUGUAGGCAGCUAAUUGACUUGUUUUAAACAUGGUUUCAUUACUGUAGCAACAGCAUGUGUAGAAAUUACUCGUUAAAUGUUUAAAGACUUUUAGUAGGAAGUAUUAAUGUGCGUGCACAGCAGCUGCACUAACGUGAUACUCUACCAGUUUUGAAGGAGCCAUAAUUGUCCAUUGUGUCAACUUGCAAACUAAUGUAUUUCCCACUAAUGUUGACACAAUGGACCGUAAUGACUGUCAUUCCAGUUUCCUGUCAGUUAGCUGGAUUAUGCAAAUAUGUCGGGCCAGAGGACUGUUUCCCUGUCUAAUUGCAGUGGAUGUUUAUCUUGUGAUGGUUGUCCACACAAUGGGGAGGGUUCCGCAUGGUGUCUAAUCAGAGAAUCUAGCUGGAAGAUGAGAGAAGGGCUGGCAGGGCUGACCAUGUCUGUGAAGAGUAGCAGCUCGAUGUUUUCUGAGUCUCCCAGCGUCGCCUUCGCUGUCACACCACAACACAGAGGUCCAUCCAGUUGGCUUGAGCUGCAGCCUUACCUUUGGUUUGAGAUCCCUUCUCUUACAGUAGUGUGUAUGUUCAUGCUGCCCGAUGUCUCAUUUUUCUCACCGUCCUCCUGCGGGGCCUUGGGUUGCACGAUGAGGAGAUGUAAUGGUGUUUGGAGCUGAUGAGGAGCGCAGUUGUUACGGGCAUCUGCCCGCUCGCUUUGGGUGAGAGUUGGCUCGGAGCCACGAUAAGUGAAUUUAUAACAAAUUCAGAAGUGUUUCCAAUCACUGCAUGCACCAGGCUGUUUGUUUGCUCUUGACUAGAGAGGGAAGAAAGAGGGUGAAGAUUAAUGAUAGCUUACCCAAAGUACAUUAAAGUUGUGUUGUGUUAAAAAAGAAAAUAAAUUUGCAUCUGUUAAACCAGGGCUUCCCAACUUCUUUUUGAGGUAUCCUUUUUUUUUUUUUCCUCUUCUUUUUUUUUCCUCUUACAGGGAAGCAUAAUUUUGGAUUUCUUUUGGUUAUUUUAUGUGGUUUUGAUCCUUUAGCUGAAAUACCUGCGCUCCCUUCCUGAAUCUCACUCUGCUGUAAAGCUGUUGGCUGGGAAGCCCUGAAUUCAACUGAGAAUGUAAGAGAUUUUUUUUUUUCUUUUUUUCCUUUUUUUCUUUUCUUUUUUUUGGUUUUGUUUUGUACAGUGCUUUACAUCUGUUUAUACUGGACUUGUUUAGUACAAAAUGGUACUCCGAGGUCAUCGGACAACAGUUCGAUCAGGUUUGAUAGCUAAUAUUUAGGAGGAGUUUGUUCCCUAUGUAAGAUGUCAUAAUGCAAAUUUAAAUAGACUCAAUAAAAUGCAUGAAGUGAUAA
This is a messenger RNA of Tympanuchus pallidicinctus (lesser prairie-chicken), 7300 nucleotides long. RefSeq names its product ring finger protein, LIM domain interacting (gene RLIM). Gene Ontology annotation, molecular function: ubiquitin protein ligase activity. The record is from RefSeq and is a predicted model, not a curated record. Bases 208 to 1989 code for a protein of 593 amino acids. Gene Ontology annotation, biological process: ubiquitin-dependent protein catabolic process; random inactivation of X chromosome; protein ubiquitination. Gene Ontology annotation, cellular component: cytoplasm; nucleoplasm. The transcript has 4 exons. Lineage: Eukaryota; Metazoa; Chordata; Aves; Galliformes; Phasianidae.